AUGGAGCUCCUCUCUCGCACCGCGCUUGGCUUCCUCUCGCUGUCAGUCGCAUUUGCAGGUUCUGCUUCUGCAGUUGAAUCCUUCCGCAAACCAACUGUCGGUACACAAGGUGGCAAUGGAAGCUUUCUUCUCGCGUCCGGCAGCUCUCCAGUCCGUAUCCUUGCCGAUGCUGCAGACUGGCCUGGUGUGCUUCGUGCUGCAAAUGAUCUUGCCGUCGACUUUGGACGCGUUACGGGAACCAAUGGCACGCUGACGGCAUCGGGUAAGGGUACGGCGAAUGCGUCUACGAUCUUCAAUGUCACUGGCAUCAACGAUGACUGGAGUGUUGGUAGCAGUGGAAACAAAACCGCAGCUGGUGCUACCGGAGGAACGAUCAUCGUGGGUACCAUUGGCAAUUCGAGUCUCAUUGAUGGCCUCAUUGCGAGCGGAAAAAUAGAUGUCAGUGCCAUUGAGGGUCAAUGGGAAGCCUAUGUUAGUGCUAUCGUGGAGAACGCUGGGAAUGGGACUAGCGAGGCGCUUGUCAUUGCUGGCAGCGAUCGUCGGGGUGCCAUUUACGGCAUCUAUGAUAUAUCCGAGCAAAUUGGUGUCUCUCCAUGGCACUGGUUUGCCGACGUACCUCCCAAAUCCCACGAAUCCAUCUAUGCGCUGAAGACUACCAAAGUUCAGAAAACUCCCACCGUAAAGUACCGUGGCUUCUUCAUCAACGACGAAGCGCCAGCUCUUACCGGCUGGGCGAACAAGAUCUACCCGCUUUCUCCCUAUGGAGCACCUUUCGGAGCCGACUUUUACAAGCAUGUUUUCGAGCUGCUGUUGAGGUCGAGGGCUAACUAUCUCUGGCCUGCCAUGUGGAACGGGAUGUUCAACGUGGACGAUCCGCGUAAUCAGCCCCUUGCUGACGAGUAUGGCAUUGUGAUGGGAACAUCACAUACAGAGCCCAUGGUCCGCGCUACCCAGGAGUGGACGAAGGUCGCCAAAGGCUCCGAGUCUGGCUGGCAAUGGGCGACUAAUAACGCUACCCUAUACAAGUACUUCUAUGAAGGUGCGCAGCGUGCGGCACCAUAUGAGAAUGUUGUUACUGUUGGUAUGCGCGGGUAUCACGAUACUGCCAUGUCUUCGGAUGUCCAGACCAGUGUGCUCGAGGCGGUCGUCGCUGGGCAGCAGGAUAUCCUAAGCAAGAUCCACGGCAAUGCAUCAGAAGUGCCACAAAUGUGGUGUUUAUACAAAGAAGUACAAGAUUACUUUGAAGAUGGAAUGAAAGUUCCCGACUGGGUCACCCUCCUGUGGACAGAGGACAAUUGGCAAAAUAUCCGCAGGCUUCCGGUUGGCGACGAGAAGAAGCGGUCUGGCGGUGCUGGUGUGUACUACCACUUCGACUACGUCGGUGACUCGCGAAACUUCAAGUGGCUCGAUACCAUUCAACUCCAGAAAACCUACGAGCAAAUGAAGCUUGCCAAGGACCGUGAAGCAGACCGUAUCUGGAUCGUCAACGUGGGCGACAUCAAGCCCGCCGAGAUGGCUAUCAGCCAUUGGUUCGACAUUGCCUACGAUAUCCAUGCGUACGACGAGACUUCGGUGCCUCAAUGGGUUACAGAGUGGGCCGCGCGUAACUUCGACGAGGAGCAUGCGCACACCAUCUCCGAUAUUCUGGACGAGUACGGCGCACUUGCAAACAUGCGAAAAUUCGAAUGGGUAGAGCCCUCCUCCUACAGCAUCAUCAACUACGAGGAAGCAGACCACAUUCUUGCACGCUGGACCGCUCUUGCUCAGAAGGCGCAAAAGGUCAACGGCGCUCUACCUGCGAAGCAGCAACCCGCCUUCUACGAACUGGUCCUACAUCGCGUGCUUGCAGGUGGGAACUUUGUAGAUAUCCAGAUCUCAGGUGCCAGGAAUAUCAUCUAUGCGCAGAUGGGCAGAAAUAGUGCGAAUAGGUGGAUGCAGCGCGUUAUCGAUGGUAUGAACCAAGAUCAUAACCUCACCAAAAUCUACCACACGCAACUCAACGGCAAGUGGAAUCACAUGAUGGACCAAACUCACCUCGGCUAUCAAGGAUACUGGCAACAGCCCAUGCGCCAAUCGACCCCCGACCUCCGCUGGGUGCAGACACUCGAGCGCAGUCUGGCCGGUGAUAUGGGCGUCGCAGUCGAAGGUAGCAAUGCUACUAUCCCUGGUGACGACAUGUGGCACGGUAACGGGGCCUCGUCCCUCAACCUACCAGAUAUCACGCCCUUUACGCCUAGGCGCUGGAUUGAAAUCGUUUCCAGGGGCACUGGCCCAUUUAGUUGGAACAUCUCUGCUGAUCCGUUUAUCACGCUCUCUCAAAAGUCCGGCACUCUGAAGCCAGACGAUGAGGAUCUGAGGGUGUAUGUGGAUGUUGAUUGGACGAAAGUGCCUGUUGGGUUCAGCAAGAAGAGUGCUUUGAACAUCAGCUCUUCGACCAAUUACGGCACGCAAGGCGGCGCACCGCAAGUCAUUGUGCAAGUCAACAAGACCUCCAUCCCCUCCAACUUUUCAGCUGGCUUCGUCGAAUCCGCAGGCCAACUCGCAUUCGAGGCCGAGCACUACACACGCUCUUCCCCAGCCGGAAACCUCAGCUACAUGGUUCUUCCCAAGUACGGCCGCACACUUUCUGCUGUCAAGCUGAAUAACGGUCUGGCAGAGGGGUUGACCUCAUCCACUGCCCCCAGCCUUGAGUACGACUUCGUUACCUUCACGCCUACCACCGCCGCCAAAGGCCUCAACGUAACACUCAUUCUCUCCCCAACACAUAACAUCAACCCCAAGAAGCCGCUCGCAUACAUCGCCCAGGUGGAUGACAAGCCAGAGCAACGCCGCCAAUACGUUAUUGACCGCAAACAACCAGACUUCCCCGUUGGUUGGGGCAAGGCAGUGGCAGAUAGUGUAUGGUACAACACUACGAAUCACGGCGAGUUGGCGCCUGGAAAGCACACAUUGAAGUUGUGGUUAGUUGAGGCGAAUGUUAUUCUGCAGAAGGUCGUUGUUGAUCUUGGGGGUGUGGUGUAUAGUCAUAAUGGCCCACCAGAGAGCUAUCGCGUGGGCGGUGGGAACUCGAACUCUACGGUUGUGAUUAGAAUCUACGAGUGGAGAUGA
This is a messenger RNA of Cucurbitaria berberidis CBS 394.84, 3108 nucleotides long. Its product is annotated as glycoside hydrolase family 115 protein. The transcript is spliced from 4 exons. Lineage: Eukaryota; Fungi; Ascomycota; Dothideomycetes; Pleosporales; Cucurbitariaceae. The record is from RefSeq and is a predicted model, not a curated record. The coding region runs from base 1 to 3108 and encodes 1035 amino acids.